This is a messenger RNA of Zingiber officinale, 901 nucleotides long. Its product is annotated as nuclear transcription factor Y subunit B-1-like. The transcript has a single exon. Gene Ontology annotation, cellular component: nucleus; CCAAT-binding factor complex. Lineage: Eukaryota; Viridiplantae; Streptophyta; Magnoliopsida; Zingiberales; Zingiberaceae. Bases 269 to 760 code for a protein of 163 amino acids. The record is from RefSeq and is a predicted model, not a curated record. Gene Ontology annotation, molecular function: RNA polymerase II cis-regulatory region sequence-specific DNA binding; protein heterodimerization activity; DNA-binding transcription activator activity, RNA polymerase II-specific. Gene Ontology annotation, biological process: regulation of transcription by RNA polymerase II.
UGUUCCUCACUCUGUCCUCUUGUACACAGACGGCUGCUGUGGUGGUGGCAUGGCGGUGGAAGAAUCCACCACGACGGCCGACGAUCCGAUCAAAUCCAUAAAAAUUUGAUCCCUUCCACGGAUUCCUAGCUCAUCGAUCGACCUUUAUAAAACCUCCUUUUCCUCUCUCGAUUCCUUUAAAUUAAUCCUGUACGUUCUUUCUUGAUCGUUGAAGGAGCUCGAUCGAUCAGUGCUAGUAGCUAGCUAUACGUCCUCUGUGAUUUCUUGCAUGGCGGAUUCCGACAACGAGUCCGGCGGAAAGGGCGGCGGUGCGGCAGGUAAGGAGCAGGACCGGUUCCUUCCUAUCGCGAACGUGAGCCGGAUCAUGAAGAAGGCGCUGCCGGCGAACGCGAAGGUGUCGAAGGAGGCGAAGGAGACGGUGCAGGAGUGCGUGUCGGAGUUCAUCAGCUUCGUCACCGGAGAGGCCUCCGACAAGUGCCAGCGCGAGAAGCGCAAGACCGUCAACGGCGACGACCUCCUCUGGGCCAUGGCCACCCUCGGCUUCGACGACUACGUCGAACCCCUCAAGACCUACCUCCAGCGAUUCCGCGAGACAGAAGUCGACAAAGCAGCAGUUGGUGCCUCCUCCUCCUCGGGAAACGACUUCGGCGGCGGGAUGAUGGAAACGAGAGGCGGCGGCCGCCAGAUGAUCUACGGUCCGGGGGCACCGUUUCAUCCCCUGGGAAGCACUAGCGAAGGUGGAAGACACGGCAGAAUAUGAUCUGUAAUUGUGUUUAAUUUCAUUAAUGAAUUAAUAUUUAAUCCUUAAUCUUCAAACUAAUGCACUGUUAAUUACCUAAAAUAUUUACUUUUUUUUUUGAAAAAAAAUGUUGGAUUUAAAUUGUCAAAGUCAUAUCAUGUC